GCUGGGUAUGACCUACACCACCGCGUUUGUGCUGGUGGUGAUGGCGGUGAUGACUCAUCUGUUGGUGCUGCUUGUGUUCAUGACGCUGCUGCACCACGAGCGCGUGGCCAACAUCGCAGCACGCCGGCCACGUGAAGCAGAAGAAGAAUUCUCACGAACUUCUGAAGCUUCAGUGUCUGAAGUUAAAGAAAUUGACGAUCCUCCGAGCUAUGAGGCCCUGAUGGUCGAUGAAGUUCCUCCGCCUUCCUUUGACUCACUUGUUGAUCCUAAGGGAUUUUCUGAAGUGGCGAGGUCAAGUUCAAAGGAAUCUCUCGCAUCCUCUACAGGAUUCCUUGCAAAAGAGGAUUCUGUUCCAGAUCAGGAUAAUACGUUGGAUAAUACAAGUGAAAAAACUUGUAUCGGAUUCCAUGUCGAAUCUGAUACCGCAGGUCCGGUUGAAAAAAUUGGGCGUGAAGGAAAUAUUUACGGAAAAAACCAGGGUGAAAAUUUGAAUAUAGAAAAUUUUUCUGACGGGAUUUUUGCGGAAAUUCAUACUCACAGAAAAAUCUCUUUGAUUGGAAUUCGAUCGCCUGAAGGAAAAGGGGAAAUUACUCAUGCAACUCCACGCAAAAUCAAAGCUCAAAAUAAAAACUGUAAAGAGAUUCAAAAUAUCAAGAUCAUAGAUUCGUUUUACUUGGAAAAAGAAGUUGACCGAGCGGAUGCAGUUCAAGACAAGUUACUUCCUACAAAUUUUACUAAAGUAACAAAAAAGUACAUCAGCAACUUAUCAAGUACAGACGUAAAUAGCAGGAAAAGUAUAAAUAUCAAAUAUCUCCAUCAUCAAAACCAAUACCUUGCUCGGAUAUAAAAAAAAUGUUUAAUUUGUGUUAUACAUUCAUAGGUUGAAUCGGGGUUCAACUGUGAUGAAAUUAUUGCACAUGACGAAGUUAAUAAACUUGUGCGUUCGUUUCAUGCAUAUAUCAGUGCAUGAGUGCAUAUCAAUGGAGCGUAGACCGCAUCAAUCAAAGCGAGACUCUGAACUGAAGACAAGGUUACACAUGGAAAAUUAUCAAUUGAAAAUUUCCAUGUUGAAAAAUACGGAGAACGAAGUGCAAAAUACGGUGGGUCAUCUCGACACAGUUUGGCCGGGAAAUGGCGUAUCUGUGUCACUAUUAGGACAUCUAUCCCAACUGGGUCAACUGCGAAACAACUGUAUCACCAUUAGGACAAUAUGAUCCAUUUACUGCUAUAAGUGAUAUAAUGCAACAGUUGACACAUUUUUGUAGAGUUAUAAAAUUUACAAGUCAUAUAUGGACAACUUUUGACGCAGUUUUUGUAGACGAAAAUAGCGCGAGUUCUCGCAAACCUACUUAUUAACACUUGAGUUAUAAUGCUCAAGCAUCAAGCUCAGGCCGCCGGUGAUUUGUUUGAUGCCGACGCUGAGGGCACAAGAGAGGGUAUUGUGGGCAAGACGCUGCCCGAGGGCAUCACUUAUUUUACCCUCAUCCACUUCAUCAUUACCCUCAUCAUUCAUCAUCCACUUCAUCAUCCGCAUCAUCACAUGCGGGUAUCAACACUCGGAUGCGUGGGGAAUGCUGCGGCGCAUGAAGCUGCAUACUGAUCAUUUAAUAUGGUUAAUUUCAAGUAAGAUGCAUAUUUUUUAAUUUUAG
Molecule: messenger RNA, 1649 nt
Organism: Hyalella azteca
Lineage: Eukaryota; Metazoa; Arthropoda; Malacostraca; Amphipoda; Hyalellidae
Exons: 2
Coding region: 8-847 (279 amino acids)
Source: RefSeq, a predicted model, not a curated record